This is a messenger RNA of Hirundo rustica (Barn swallow), 4429 nucleotides long. It is a transcript of the gene MANSC1, whose product is annotated as MANSC domain containing 1. NCBI's taxonomy places the organism in Eukaryota, Metazoa, Chordata, Aves, Passeriformes, Hirundinidae. The record is from RefSeq and is a predicted model, not a curated record. The transcript has 5 exons. Bases 294 to 1466 code for a protein of 390 amino acids.
CGCCGCCUGCGAUGCGGUUCAGCCCUGGCCCGUGAGGACGGGACUACUUUCUGCCACAGAGCUGUGGCGGCGUCCGAGCGGCGGCACAAAGGCUCCGCUGGCGAUCCCGCUGCUGCUCCCGGCUCGGGCGAUGAGAAAACCUACUUCAUGAUUUCAGCGCAUCUAAACGUUUUCAUCAAGUCUAGACGUCUACAUCACGUUCUCCCUCCCUCACAGAACGUGACAGCUGGGAGUUGAAAACAGCACUGCCUGAGGAUACUCUUCUUCAGCGGUCAUGUUUUUGAGUGUGAACCAUGCAGGAUUCUGAUUUUAAUUUGGCACUGCCCACCAGACCACAGGGAGAUAAGAAGUGUAAUUUGAUUAUUUUUUAUGCUGCAAGGGCAAGUUCACAUCCAAACUGCUACUUGUUUUACUGUCCUAGCACUGAGGCUUGUCCAAUGAAACCUGCAAUGGGACUUGUGAGCUACAGGAUAACUACAGACAUCCGUGGCUCAGAGGAUGAAUCCAUCAAAACUGAGAACUUCUCUUCAAAUGAGUAUUCCUUGCCUUCAGAUGCUGGAACCUUUCUUUCUCACAGCCAGGAUAUCCCUGAGAAUCACACUGCCAGCGUGCAGCGAUCCAUCUUUCAUCAGGCGUCCCAACUCCUGAACCACAUAGGCCAACAUUUGGACAACAUGGAACUUCAUACGGUUUUUCCUGAGUCUCAAAGAGCAAAACAGUCUGAGAGCUUAGAGCCCAUCUCAAGGCAGGAGGUAGUUACUCUGCCCCCAAACAUGCCUUCUGCUGUUCCAGCUGGAAACCCCGCUGCUCCAUUCCCCACCGCUGUUCAGGCAGGCGCUCCUGACACCAGCAGUGCUCCUCUUGCUCCUCUGCUGACAAGUCCUGCCCAGCUGGAGCCUCUUACAGCCCCUCUGCGUCCUGGGGCUGCUAAACCAAACACAACCCUCCCCAGGGCAGCUGCCUCUCUGCCUGCUGCAGCUACACCUGGUGUCCCUGCCACCGGCAUCGCUGUUACUCCUGUUCUUCUGUCCAAGCCCGCGAAUUCUGCUUCUACUUCUACAACCAAGCAGGUGACCACAAAUUCCGGAUCUGCUGCCGCCCCGUCAGGGCUAAGGACUCCAGCCAUGGCUCCUGAGCCAACAGUUGUCUUCUCCAGUGAUGCCAGCCAUGUGACCUCCUCUUUUCCAGGUUUCGUUCAGCCCAGCGAUUCCCCCGCAUCUUCCCAAAACGACCUUCAGGGUUAUGACCCAUCUGACUCAGAAAGCUCCCUGUCAGGAAGUGUUCUGAGAGGGAAAAGUGUCUUUCAGCUGGGGGAAAAAAGCAGCCUUGUAGCAGCUUUGUUUUUUGGGGUGAUAUUCUUGUUGCUAGUUAUUGUGCUGACAGUGAAGAAAAUACACGAAUCUCUUCAGAAGAGGCAUUACACCAGGCUGGAUUACUUGAUCAAUGGGAUGUAUGCUGAUGUCUGACUGGGAGAGGGAAUAAAAUUUUGAGGAGCAUCUCUCACUUUUGAGAGGAGAACUCAGAAAUGGAACAGUAGAUACAGAAGUCUCGGAAGAGGAUGGAUUCCCUUUUGGGGCUCUAAUGGGAAAGCAGGAGACAGGAGAUGGGUUUGUUGGUGAGAAGGAAUGCUCGGUCUGCGCUGAACUAUAAAGUCUGUCAUUUUUGAUUUAUUACUAAAUCCUGAGAGUAAACAUUUAAAUCCAAGUUAAGCUAAGAAGGUCUUAUAUUUAAGGAGAAAAAGCAUUUCAUGAGCUUAAUCUGUACUGUGACGAGAUUAGCGAAAUUGAAGUACACCUAAUAAAUUCAGUACCUGUGCAGCACGUGGGUGUUUUCAGGCUAUUUGCACCAAAUGCCAGUGUUACACGAUUGCCUAGCAAUCCUAUUUACCCUAUUUGUAACUUUAAAGGAAUACUUAAGUAACAGAGCUUUGCAUCCAAAUGGUUUUAGGUACAAACAGGAAAAAAAUGUAUUACAUGUGGCAUAAUUUAAUUUUCCUUAUCUAAAUAUAGUUUAUGGUUAUAUACAUAUCUUUAAAGUUCUUCUUCUGCAUACAUCCCAGGUAUCCUUAAAACUACACACUGCAAAUGUGAGCGCCCUCAGAGCACACCCUCUUCACUUCUAGUGUCCCCUUCAUGUGGCUGGUAAUAAGCACAGCUGCUUAGUAACAGUGGUCUUGAUAUUUGAGUUUUUUCCCAACCAAAACAACUCUAUGAUUUUAUGUUCUCCUGACCCUUCAACAGGGAGAGGAAGUGGGAGCAUCUACUGCCACACAGCUUCCAGUUCACGUGACUCAAAUUUUGUGUACACUCAGUCUAAGCCUGGUUUUGGAACGAAAGGCGAGAUUUCAGCGUUGGUGUCAGGUGGCAUGAUCAACAGCAAACGUCACGGCAGAGAAGGAAGCAUGGGUUAGUACAGUUCGGGUUUUUUUAGUUAUAGAGGAAUGUAGAAUGAUUCUCCGGGUCAGGACCUGGGAAUUGCUUUAGAAAGGACAGGGACCUAUCAGAGGGUUUGUUGGAAUACUGGCAUCUGUUCGGACCACUGAAAACUGUUGGCUACGACUUUGGGAAGUACCAUAUAAAACCCCUGCAGGUGGGCAUUUUCCUUCUUUCCUUUGGCCAGAGAGAGACAGGUAACAUCGAGCUGAGCCUGCUGCUCCCCAUUUUUGGGGGGAGCUGGCCUGAGGCCUGGCCGGAUUCCAUCGGCUCCCAGGGUGGGGGGAAGGAGAAAUUGCUGCUUUACGACAACUACUUUCUCUAAACUUGCCUGGAGCAGGGAGAGAUCUCUGCUGGGCCCCUGGUAAGAGCUAUGGGCACCAUCUGGGCUGAGGCCACCCCCAUUUACACCGAGGGGUGGGCUGAGAAGGCAUUUAUGAUCCUGCCUGGUUUUUUUUGUGAUUCCGGACUGCCUGAGUGCUCCAAUCUCUGAUGUUUCUGUGUGAGUUCUUCCUCCCUCACCAGAAUUGCCUUGAACAUCUAACACCAGAGCUACAGAGAGACAAAGACUCUGAGCAGAUUUAACCCUUUCCUGGCAACAUGAAGCUUCCAGAGCUUGGCCCUUCUCUGAGACAGUAAGAAAGGACAGGGUGAACAUAAAGAAGAAACAGCAUGAAGUCAGUAGAGCGAGAGUGAAAAAACUAUUAGGACAGAGGGUUAAAGAGUUAGUUGUUCCAUUCUAAUUUGAGCCCAUUGAAAUGAACUCUAUAUUUAGUUAUUCCUUUAAAUCAUGGGAAAAAUAUGCAUUUGGAGAGAUGAUUGUUUAGAUUUGUGUGUGGAAUUGAGCAAAGGUGUUUGUGAUAGACUAAGUGAUAUUAAUCCUAUAAGAUGCUUAAACAGAGAUAGAAAUAAGAAGCCCUCUGCGCCAGUGAAGAAGUGAGAAGAUAUCUCUGUACCUUGAGAUAAAAAAUUCUUUGCUUUAGAGUUAUUCAUCUUUAAAAGGUGACACCCCAAUAUACAAAAAUCUAAGACCCAUGACCCAUAAGCAGCUUGGGAACCUGCUAAUGGGAGGGGUCACAAAGGCAGGUUUCUCCAGGCAGCUGUUUGUGUGACAGUUAAAAAACCUACAAGAGAACUGUUCUAGGUUAUCCGUGGGAUCCAUGACUCUAAGAGAGACUCUUCCCCUAAAAAAUUGAUGAAAGACUGUUAUCAGAUAGUAAAACUGACUGAAAAUUACAAGUUUUAUCUCUUUAUGUUGUUUUGUAGGAAAGUUAACAGUUUGUAAGGGGAGGGAAGAGUGGUUUUAGAGUUUCAUUCUGUUUUGUUUUAGUUUUUUUUCCCAACUUUCUUUUUCCAGUCUUUUAGUGUAUGUUAAUAUAACUAUUUGUUCAUUUUUAAGGUUGAGCCUGCUUUGUUUUUCUCCUAGUCUCUCUCCCACAGAAAAAGAGUGAGUACUAAGACCGGAAUUUAGUGAACGUGAAAACACUACAUGUGUGUAUAUAACACACCCAGAUAUAUCCACCCAGAUCCUUCCAAAACCAAAAAACUUUCCUUUAAAACUUUUUCACAAUGAAAUAGCUGCAGUUUGGGAAGUUAAAAACCGAACUAAUUAAAACCUUUUUAAAUCCCCACAAAUCCUCAUAACUCGUCCAUUCUAUUUCACAAACUGUUGUUGCCCUCUAGUGUUCAAACACAGCUUGUAAAGGUCCCUCCAAGAAAGCUCCAAACUGGUCAGCUAUCAAUUAAUUCCCUUUUAGUUCUUAAUCCAACGUGACAAAUGGACCGAGAAAACGAAUUUUUAGAAAGCGUUUCAGUACGCCUGCCUAAUACCUUGCUUUCUUUACUCGAGCAUAAGAGAAGAUCUUCCAUGUAACAACUUCCAAAGUUUGUUUGUGUUACUCAAACGUUGUGAAAGGAUGCUGAAGUCAGCAGAGCAGGGUUCAGGAUGCCCGCUGCCCUCCUCCUGCUCCUGGGCUUCCUGCUUACCCACCUGCCUG